CCUGUUUUCAUCUGGAUGAUCCAGUUAGCUGACUAGUGCAUAGCUAAAUACUCCAAUGAGAAACCCACUCGAAUGAGCUGUUCGCCCAACAAGGAAAUGAGCUGCCAGAACCUUUGCCAUGACCAGCUAACAGGUUGUUGUCGAUCCGCCCGCUUCCGAGACGGAUGCGGUAUCCCUUGUGCAUUCCAGGCAUAUAUAUGAAGCACCACGAAGCCGAUUAUCCUCAAUCACCAUGGCCCGAUUAGUGGGAAUUUCUUAUGGAAAACCGUCAUGGGGUUGAGAAACGCGGUCGAACCAGUUGCCAUUGCGGCCAUCUUCACCGCCGGAACGAUCAUUAACAGACGAAAGACACCCAAAUCAGCUAACAGGCAUGGAGUUCGUUCACCAUUGCUCGAAGAGGACCCAGAAGACCAGGCCGUCCAGCAUGCGUGCAGCGAUGGGGAAGAUGACGAUGGGAUAAUGAUUAAGAAGCCCACGCUUCAAACCCGAGUUCUGGCCUGGUUUCCGUUUCUGCUUGAGAUUUGGUACUGGCUGCUCAUUUAUUGGAUAUACCAAGGCCUGCGCGCCCUGUCCGCCACCCUCAUCCGCGACCAUGCCUUGAUCUUCUCCCGCGCCGAGCACCAUGGGAUUCAGAUUCUCGCCCUCGAACGCAUCGCACAUAUCGCCAUCGAGCACGAUGUGCAGCGUUUCGUGCUCGACCGCGCGCCCUGGCUGAUUCCCUACCUUGCCUGCGUGUACUACUCGCACAUUGUGCUCGGCGUUGUCUUCUUCGUCUACUGCUAUACCUUCCUUCCGACCGCGCGGUACCAGCAGAUCCGCCGCACGCUGGCUCUCGAGAACGUCAUUGCCUUCAUUAUUUUGACUUCAUGGCGGUGCACGCCUCCGCGUCUCCUGCCGGAGAAGUACGGGUUUGUCGACGUCUUAAACGGCAAUGGCAAUAACCCUGGUGGAUCAUGGACGCACAACAGGUUCCAGCUCACGAUCGCCGCCAUGCCCUCCCUUCACUUUGGGAACGCUGUGCUUAUCGCCUUCUGUCUAGUCAGCUUCAGCCCGCACCGCCCCCUCCGCUUUCUUGCCCCCCUGUGGCCGCUACUAAUGGGAUUCACCAUUAUUGCGACAGCGAACCAUUAUAUUUUGGAUGCCGUAGCGGGCGUCUGCACCAUCACGGCUGCGUACCGCUCGAACAGGGUGAUGCUGGCUCUCCUGCCUGUUGAACGGACGUUCUUCAAGCUCCUUCGGUUAGAGAAGCCAGGCGAAGUCCCGUCCAAGGAGUAGUUGAUGAUCUCUGUAUCUAGGUACAUACAUGACUGUAUUUUUUUUUUUUGGUUUUU
Penicilliopsis zonata CBS 506.65 is the source of this 1331-nucleotide messenger RNA. RefSeq lists its product as hypothetical. NCBI's taxonomy places the organism in Eukaryota, Fungi, Ascomycota, Eurotiomycetes, Eurotiales, Aspergillaceae. Gene Ontology annotation, molecular function: inositol phosphoceramide synthase activity. The transcript has 3 exons. Gene Ontology annotation, cellular component: inositol phosphoceramide synthase complex. Gene Ontology annotation, biological process: sphingolipid biosynthetic process; inositol phosphoceramide metabolic process. The coding region runs from base 271 to 1275 and encodes 334 amino acids. The record is from RefSeq and is a predicted model, not a curated record.